This is a messenger RNA of Branchiostoma belcheri (Belcher's lancelet), 2029 nucleotides long. Its product is annotated as cytochrome P450 4F4-like. The record is from RefSeq and is a predicted model, not a curated record. The transcript has 15 exons. Gene Ontology annotation, molecular function: iron ion binding; monooxygenase activity; heme binding. Lineage: Eukaryota; Metazoa; Chordata; Leptocardii; Amphioxiformes; Branchiostomatidae. Bases 314 to 1828 code for a protein of 504 amino acids.
CCCGGAAGAACCAGCAAACAUGUACAAGCCUGACUAGGAUCUUGCCUAUACAGCUGAAAGGGACUUUCCGAUAUGCAACAGUAAUAUAUGUCCUGAACCUGUCAAUGACACGCAUGUUGGGGACAAGUCAACGCCAACCAGCCACAGAUGAACUUUCAUGCUAAGAUAACAGACCCGGAAGUGUUUCAACUGACAUACUCAGCUGUGUGUGAGAGGGUAAUAUGUACAGCUUGGGGACCUGAAUAGCGACAAUCGGUUCAACGUGUCAUUCUCUUUCAGACACCAUCAACAUACGAAGACUGUGACUGACAUCAUGAUAGAACUAAGAGGAGUCCGCCCAAAGGACGUGGUAGCUGGCCUGGCGGUGCCGGUACUUGUGUACAUGCUCCUGGCAGUCUUCAAGUUUCUGUGGGAAUUCUGGCAGUUCAAGCUUGUGGGACUACAGUUUCCCUCGCCACCCUUCCACUGGUUGUACGGCAAUUUGCAUCUGACUGAGGGGUACUUCGGUGAGAAGUUUCUGGCCACCACCCGUGAGGUUGUAGCGCGGCACCCGCGCGCUCAUGCCUUCUGGUUAACUCCGCUGAUGGUCGGCGUGCAGCUAUCCCACCCGGAAACCAUCAGGCAGCUUCUCAGGGUUUCAACUAAGAAGUCUGAAGAGUAUGAGCACUUCCGACCAUGGCUAGGUAACGGUCUGCUUCUGAGUGACGGUAACGUGUGGAAGUCGCGCCGCCGACUCAUCACCCCCGCCUUCCACUUCGACGCCCUCAAACAGUACGUCAGCGUCUACAACAAGGAAGCUGAACAGCUGAUCGAAAAACUUUCGGAGUUCGCCGAAAAUGGGGACUGUUUCGAGAUGUUUCAACAUGCUAGCCUCUGUACGUUGGAAAUCAUCCUUCAGUGCGCUUUCUCUACAGAGGGGAUGUCUGAGCAAACCAAGAGUGGCUAUGUGUCAGCUAUUCAUGGCUUCGGACAGUUACAAGCUGGACUGGAUUUCAACCCGAUCUAUUCGUUUUUCCCGUCCAUCUAUAACCUCUCUCCGGACGGACGGAAGUUCAGGCGUCUGUGUGACUUUACCCACCGCACGGCGGACGACAUCAUCAAGACAAGAAGACAACAAUUAGUACGUCUUACAACUGGGCAGAAGAAAACGCUGAACUUUCUCGACAUUCUGCUGAAGGCUCGGGACGAGGACGGCAGAGGUCUGACGGAUGUGGAAAUCAGACAGGAAGUCAACAUUUUCCUGUUUGCUGGACACGACACGACUGCGAGUGCCCUGUCCUGGACCCUGUACUCCCUGGCCCAACAUCCACAUCACCAGGACAAGGUGCGGGAAGAAGUCAACGGUCUACUGGCUGACAAGGAGGAUGUCACCAUUCAAUGGGACGACCUCUCCAGGUUUCCGUACCUGACCAUGUGUCUGAAGGAAGCCAUGCGCCUACACAGUCCAGUUGCGCGCAUCUCCCGAGCUACCAAGGAGAACUGUGUCAUAGAGGGCGUCAACAUUCCCAAAGACACGUACAUGGGGAUCGACAUAUACGGACUGAACCACAACCCUGCCGUCUGGGGGCCUGAUCACAUGGAGUUUGAUCCGAGUCGUUUUCACCCUGACCGAUUGAAGGACAUGGACUCUCACGCUUUCAUCCCCUUCUCUGCAGGGCAAAGGAACUGCAUUGGUCAAAACUUCGCAAUGAAUGAAGAGAAGGUGCUGCUCGCAAGGCUGAUUCACAAGUUUGUAUUUGAAGUUGACCCAAGCCGCCCUGUUGUGAAGGAGAUGGGGAUACUGAUGAUGGCCAGGGGCGGGAUGUGGAUGAAAGUAACACCGGUGUAGUCAUUUUACCGGGUCAGCUUUACUAUGUGACAUCACUCUUGAAUUUGAACAUGCAACUUAUUACAAUGUCAGCGUGGACUGCCACUGUUUAAUCUCUACUGAAUGCAAUUGCGCCAGCUGACCGAUAUUUAGAGGUUUAGACAUUCAUUAUUUAAAACCAUCAGGGUAUGGUUUCGUCGGUUACUAACUACAUGAAGUAUG